This is a messenger RNA of Adineta steineri, 1914 nucleotides long. The record is from the annotation of a GenBank genome assembly. NCBI's taxonomy places the organism in Eukaryota, Metazoa, Rotifera, Eurotatoria, Adinetida, Adinetidae.
AUGUCUACUACAAUUCAUAAUUAUCCAUUUAAUCCAUGUUGUUUUGAAGAUUUACCCGAUGAAAUUUUAUUAUCAAUUUGUAGUUAUCUAUCUCAAGUUAAUAUUCUUGAUAGUUUAUUAAAUUUAAAUAAACGUUUAAAUAAAACUAUAAUUUCAUAUCGUGAAAGAAUUUUUCUAUCACAUUUAUCUUAUAAAGAUUUUUAUCAUUUAAUGAACGAUUAUUUACCACAUUUAUCACCAAAUGUUCAUUAUUUAUAUAUAAAUAAUUGUGGAAUGUUAAAUACAGGAAAAAUUUUCGAACAAAAAUUUGAUAAAAUCGAUCGGCAAUUUCCAUUACUUCGUGAACUUGUUUUUAAUCAAAUUGAUAUUGAAACAUUAGAAAAUCUAUCAUGGCGUUUUAAUACAAUGAAUUGUUUAAGUCAAUUGAAUAUUGAUAUUGCAGAUAACCGUAUAUCAACAUUACCAGUACAAUUUGAUGAAUUUUUAUGUGGAAAAUUAUUUUCGGUAUCAAAUUCAUUCCAAAGUUUAAUAUUAAAUUUAAAUCAAACUCGAUUUAGUCUUCAAUCAAUCAAUCAUAAAUGUUUAAAUAUUCGUCAUUUAACAAUAUCUGUUAAAUGUCUCAAUGAUUUAUUAAUUAUAUUUGAUAAUUUUUCAAAUAUUGAACAGUUAAAUAUUACAAUUGGUUGUAAUUCUCUUUCUAAUAAUGAUACAUAUUCAUAUGAACAACUUUGGUGGAAAAUACCUUCUUUAACGAAAUUUAAUCUUUCUAUUAAAGAAAAAGAAUUAACUUCACACGAUAAUGUUAUAUCAAGUGAAAUAAUAAUGAAAAUAAUUCAAAAUAUUUAUCAAUUAGUACAUGUUAAAUUUACACUUGAUAUUACAUUCCAGUUCGAUCCUCAAUUUGAUAUAACAAAAGAUAUUUAUAAAAAUAAAUAUUUUCCAUAUGCUAAUGGGUCAUUAUGGGAACAAGCUUUACAACGAAAUGAUAAUCGUUCGAUACAUUUUGAAUUAUAUAUUGAAAUUAAUGGACUUCCGUCGCCUCUUUCCAGACGAGUGUCGAACUCAGCUAUGUUUCAAGUGGAUAAAACUAAUGAUGUGAGUCUUAAUUCUUUACUGGCAACAACAUAUUCUAGUUCAUAUUGGUUACAAAAGAAUAUUACAAUUCAAUGUUUUUCUAUAACUUCUCAACAUGUAUCAAUUUAUACAUUACCUAUUACAGAUUCUUCUUUAUCGACAACAACUGAUAUGAUUGAACAAAUAAUUACAGCGACAACUCCUCCAUCAUAUUUAUAUAUUAAAAAUCUUUCUUUAGAUUCCAGUAUUGAUUAUUAUUAUUCGUCAAAGUUAUUAAUAACAAAACUAUUUACUAGAUUUCCUUAUUUAACUUAUCUCAAAAUUAAUGGACAACUUCUUUUACCUUCCAGUAUAAGUACAUGUUCAAAUCAUUUACGUUCUCUAUCACUUUCUAAUUAUUCAUUUUCUUCAUGCUGUGAAUUACUUAAUUAUUUACCUAAAGUAAUAUCACUUACACUACCGAAUUUAGAUGAUACAAUCAUAAGCAAAAAUACUCGCAUGAAGCCGAUAUUAUCGAUUACUCGAUUAAAAUUGACUACUUCUUUGUGUAGUGUAAUUAAUUUGAUUCAUUUAUCUGAAUAUUUUCCAAAUGUUAAAGAAUUUUAUAUGACAAUUACUAAUAAAUUAAAUCAACACUUACGGAAUUCUGAUGAGUGUGAAGAAGUAAAAUAUGUUUUACAAAGAUUUAAAUAUUUACGUUUUGUGGAAGUUAUAUUACCAAUAAAACAAACUGCCGAUUUAGUAUUGAAUUGGAUUAGAAUGUUGGAUACAAAUGAAACAAUAUGUGAAAAUAAUGCAGCAAGUGGUUUUAUUAUAGUAAAAACAUGGUUAAAAAAUUAA